Gallus gallus (chicken) is the source of this 2370-nucleotide messenger RNA. RefSeq names its product ADAM metallopeptidase domain 32-like 1 (gene ADAM32L1). The transcript is spliced from 20 exons. The record is from RefSeq and is a predicted model, not a curated record. The coding region runs from base 41 to 2356 and encodes 771 amino acids. Lineage: Eukaryota; Metazoa; Chordata; Aves; Galliformes; Phasianidae. Gene Ontology annotation, cellular component: plasma membrane. Gene Ontology annotation, biological process: cell adhesion; proteolysis; binding of sperm to zona pellucida. Gene Ontology annotation, molecular function: metalloendopeptidase activity.
GGGGCCGUUACGGUGGGGCCGUUACCGGAGGGCUCGCAGUAUGGGGCUGCUCCUGGCGCUGCUCCUGGCGAUGCUGGCCGCGCUGCAUUCACAAGUGCCUCUGCACAUCACAGUUCCCCAGAGGGUGAUCUCAAACACAACUGGAGAGACGGACACGCUGUCCUACGUCCUCGCAGUGGAAGGGCGGCUGUACACCAUUCACCUCAAGCAGCAAUUCUUCUUACCUGCCGAUUUCAGCAUUUACACAUACAAUGAGACGGGAUCAUUGCGCUCUGAUUCACCAUAUAUCAAGGGCAACUGCUACUACCGUGGCUACAUCGAGGGCGUUCCUGGCUCAGCAGUGACCCUCAGCACCUGCAUGGGGCUCAGGGGCCUUCUGCAGUUCCACAAUGCCAGCUAUGGGAUUGAGCCGCUGGGCUCCUCGCCCUCCUUCCAGCACGUGGUUUAUCCUGUGGGCAGUGGGGCUGCAGAUGGGGCUCUGCUCCCACACGGCCACCCCAGGGGCAGGACGGAUGCGCUGGCGGCUGACAGCAGCUCGGACACAGCACAGCCAGCUCUGAAACUACUGUCAAAGCACCGCAGGCAGGUGUUGCUCCACGUCAUUCUGGAAAGGAGUUUGUACAGGCACCUGGGGGAUGACCAACACAUCGUGUCACGGAGGGUGGUUCAGCUCAUCAGCUUCCUCGACAGCAUAUUCAGCCCCCUGAACGUGACCGUGACGCUGUCCUCCAUGGAGGUCUGGAGGUCCAGGAACAAAUUUCAGACCGCGGGCAUUGGAGAAGUGGUGCUGCUGCGCUUGUUGGAUUGGAAGAGGAGAAGCACUGUCCUGCAGCCCUACGAAGUGCCCUACCUGCUGAUGUAUCGGGACCAGGCUGACUUCGUGGGCGCGACCUCUCCGGGCACGCUGUGCCGCAGUGAUGCAACCGGCGCUGUGGCUGUGCUGCAGCGCGCCGUGACGCUGGAGUCGUUCUCCGUCCUCCUGGCGCAGCUGCUGGGGCGCAGUCUGGGCAUGGGAUUCGAUGACGGCCGGGGCUGCCGCUGCCCCACACACACCUGUGUCAUGGAGUCGGCAGCGCUGCACAUCGGUGGGGCGAAGACCUUCAGCAGCUGCAGUGCUGCAGACCUGGAGCAGUUCCUAUGGCAAAACCCAGGGUGUCCCUUCCUCAGAGCCCUGCGGGUGUACCCCGACCCCAGGGCCGCCAUCUGCGGUAACGGUGUGGUGGAGCACGCCGAGCAGUGCGACUGCGGCAGUGAUGUGUUUGUAGUGUGCUUGCAGAUGUGUGCCAAGGAUGCGUGCUGCACUACGCAGUGCAAGCUGAAGCCCGGCUCGAAGUGUUCCUUGGGACUGUGCUGUGAAAGAUGUCAGUUCAAAGCUCCCAACACUCCGUGCCGUCCCCCCACCGACGCGCAGUGCGAUCUGCCCGAGUUCUGCAACGGCUCCUCGGCCUCCUGCCCCCCCGACGUCUACGUGCAGGAUGGGCACAGCUGUGAGCACGGCACCGGCUACUGCUACCAGGGGCACUGCCGGUCUGCUGAGCUGCAGUGCCAGCAGCUCUACGGGAAAGGUGCAAAAAAUGCCCCUUUGGCAUGUUAUGAAGAGAUCAACAGUCAUCAGGACAGGUUUGGGAACUGCGGUAAUCAGCUGCUGGAUGGGUACCAGCCCUGCUCCUGGCUGAAUCUGGGCUGUGGAAAACUCAUCUGCACAUACCCAAAACGAGUUCCCUUCACCAAAUUAAAGGGUACCAUCAUCUAUGCUCAAGUGCAAGAACAUCUGUGCGUGUCUUUUGAUGUAAUGCAUGCACCCUCCGGGACAGAUCCUCUCCUGGUUAAGGAUGGCACGAAAUGCGGUCCCGGAAAGGUUUGUAUGAAUGGCACGUGCCACCCACACUCCAUUCUGAACUAUGACUGCGAUGUGCAGAAAAAAUGCCACGGCCAUGGGGUGUGCAAUAACAAGAAGAACUGCCACUGCCACCCAGGCUGGAACCCACCCCACUGCAGGAUGCAGGGAUCUGCGGUGGGCGGCAGCACUGACAGCGGGCAGUGGCUGCGGGACAUGGACAGCCAUGCCCCAAAGGGCUCUAUGAAGGGUUCAGUGAAAAACGUGCUGCUGCUGAGCUUCUGCCUCCUCAUCCCCAUCCUCAUCUGCAUCAUCAUCCUGAUCAUGAAGUGGAACCGGCUGGUGCGGCGCUGUGUUGCAAGGGAGAUGGAAGCUGCUGACUCCACCGACGAGGAGACCAGCAGCAUCGGGAGCCACGAGAGCAGCGGGAGCAGCCAGAGCAGCCGUGCGGGGACGGGGAUGGAGCCGGAACCGAAGCCGGAGCCGGAGCGGGGCUCGGGGCCGUCACGCGAGCAAUAAAGACGUUGAAGCAA